Molecule: messenger RNA, 777 nt
Organism: Poecilia reticulata (guppy)
Lineage: Eukaryota; Metazoa; Chordata; Actinopteri; Cyprinodontiformes; Poeciliidae
Source: RefSeq, a predicted model, not a curated record
AUGAAUGUGAGCGGAGGAGAGCGACUGGAGCGUCUGCUGGCUCCRGGCGGAGCGACUCGGUACUUCCAGCCUCCCUCGGUGUGUGUAAAUUCUGCAGGCAUCACUCAGGACGACUUCCUGCUCAACAUGGAGGAGGAGAAGUUCGACAGAGUCAUCCAGGUCAACCUGAAGGGGUCGUUCUUGGUGACCCAGGCUGUGGCUCAGGCUCUGGUUGCCUGUGGAUCUCCUAAAGGAUCCAUCAUCACUCUGGGCAGCAUCGUAGGAAAAGUGGGAAACCUGGGCCAGGCGAACUACGCUGCAUCUAAAGCCGGAGUCGAAGGUUUGACCAGGACGGCUGCUAAAGAGCUGAGCAGGUUUGGGAUUCGUUGUAACUGCGUGUUGCCUGGUUUCAUAACCACUCCCAUGACGGACGAAGUGCCAGAGAAGGUCCUAGUCAAGAUGAAGUCCCUGGUGCCUCUGGGUAGAAUGGGUGACCCUGCAGAGGUCGCCGAUGUUUGUGCCUUUCUGGCUUCAGAUGAUUCUCGUUACAUCACAGGAACCAGCAUCGAGGUCACAGGUGGACUUUUCAUGGGUUAAAACACAACAACCUGUUAAUGAAGCCCAAAGAGAAGAUAUUUCCUCCCUAAAACAGUUAAUUAAUGUAAUUUACUCAGUGAUUAUUUAAAUGUGAUUGUAUAGGACAAUAUUUGUAAUUAUGAACCUACUUUUUGUAUGAAUAAACACCUGAAUGCCAAGUUGAAGCAUUUUUUCAUUAAAUAUGUUAUUUGAAACCUGAUA